Molecule: messenger RNA, 1752 nt
Organism: Mercenaria mercenaria
Lineage: Eukaryota; Metazoa; Mollusca; Bivalvia; Venerida; Veneridae
Product: probable serine racemase
Exons: 10
Coding region: 262-1254 (330 amino acids)
Biological process (GO): L-serine metabolic process; D-serine biosynthetic process; pyruvate biosynthetic process
Molecular function (GO): ATP binding; pyridoxal phosphate binding; magnesium ion binding
Source: RefSeq, a predicted model, not a curated record
AUGUGAUUCGGGUCAAAAUUGCAUAACAGUGAUACAACAGUAGACUAUUUGGUUUUGAGAAAUAUAUAUUUGAAUAUAAUCUUUACAAAAAUUCGAAUGCUUAUCAUUCUGUUGGAAAACUUUUUCUACAAACAUACUCUGGUGUGAAUCUGUUGAAAGACGGAAUUUGGCUAGAUUUAUUUUCAUUCGAAUUUGUGCAUUUUUAACCUUUUCAGGCGGUAUAUUAAGCGAUAUUUUAUUCAGACACAGUUUAUUUCCAGGAUGCCUGCCUAUACUUUCCCAGUGAAUAUUGAUGAUAUAAAAGAUGCACAUAACCGAAUUCGAUCACAUGUCUACCGCACACCGGUUUUGACUUCCAGUACCUUUGAUCAAGAAUAUGGCGCAGGUAGGAAGUUCUACUUCAAGGCGGAAAACAUGCAAAAGACUGGCAGUUUCAAAGCAAGAGGGGCACUAAAUGCAAUAUUAAUGUUGGAGAGAACAAAAGAACAUAUAAAAGGCGUGACAACGCACAGUAGCGGAAAUCAUGGCCAAGCUCUGGCUUGGGCCGCAAACAUGAAAGGACUUAAAUGUAACGUGAUCACACCAAAGGACACACCGGAAGUUAAGAUACGGUCAAUUACGCACUACGGAGCGGACGUAACACUAUGCGAGCCGACGCCGACAUCCAGAGAAGAAACGUGUAAGAAAGUUGCGGAGGAGAACAACUACGACUCUGUGCCUUCCUCAGAUCACUACCACAUUAUUGCUGGUCAGGGAACUAUAGCAUUAGAAUUUUUGGAAGAUGUGCCUCAGUUGAAUGCAAUACUGGUAUCAGCUAGUAAAGGCGGAAUGGCGUCUGGAGUAGCUAUUGCAGCAAAAGCACUCAAACCUGAUAUCAAAAUUUUCAUUGUUGAACCAGACGAAAAAGAACUAGAAAAAUGUUUAAGGGCAGCUAUGAGACUCUGGCCCGAUCCACCACGGUUCGUGGACACGAUUGCGGAUGGCAUACGGAUACAACAGCUUGGAAAUCUCACCUGGCCAAUCAUUCUUAAUCUUGCUGAGAAGGAAGUCUUAACAGCGAACAAUGAUGAAAUUAUCAAAGGGAUGAAAUUCGCCUGUGAGAGAAUGAAGGUAUUGAUUGAAGGAGCAGCGGGAGCUGCUGUAGCAGCGGCUAUGUCGAGUAGACUCCAGCAGAUUGACGACAGCUUGAAACAUGUGGGUGUCGUACUGUGUGGAGGAAAUGUUGAUAUUGAUAAUUUACCUUGGUACAAGUAGUUAAUGAAGAGUGACAUACGAUAUUAAUCAAGUCUAAUCACAAGGUCUUUCCUAACAUUUAUACCAUAUAUUUCAAUUCAGAUGAUGUUUCGUUUUUCUUAAUGAUGCAAUACAUUGUAUUAGGCAAAAACAUUAAAUAUGUUCAUUCACGACAAAAGAAUAUACGGUUACAAAACAGCGUUUGAACAAAUAAAUACAUGGGUCAAUGCAAGAACAAUAUGUCUGAAGUGUCGGCUUGGUAAACAUCUGUACAUUAUUCUUGGCAAGAAAAACAUCCCUGAAAUGUUGGCUAAAUAUUCAUUUGUAUAUUAAUCAAUGUAAGAACAAUCAUUCUGAAGUGUCGUCUCAGUGAGCACCUGUGAAUGAGUCAAUACAAGAACAACAUUUCUAACGUCUAAGCUAUUUAAGCAUCUGUACAUGAGUCAGAGCAAGAAUGUUAUCUCUGAAAUGUCGUCUCAGUGAGCACCUGUACAUGAGUCAAUACAAGAACAACAUAUU